GCAGCGCCUUGCAGAUGUCCGAGCCCGAGUCCUGUUAGCCCCGGGAGGCGGGGUCCACGCCCCGCGCGGGGGCCCCCGGGCCGCCUGACUGGGAGCUUCUUCCGUUGCCAUCGUUUUUCCAGAUCCUUCAGGGCCCGGGAAAUGAGCCUGGACGCCAGCUGUCUGUCCUCCUGGCGCUGGCACUCCCUGGGACCCGGGACCCCGGUCUUCCCACCCUGGGGAGCCCUCUUCUGCUCUAACCCUGCGCUUGGGGACCCGUCGGGUGCAAAGUGCCAGUCAAGUGUACGGGAGGGUGUAUUCAGAGCCCUCCCCUGCCGCUUAGGGCCGAAGGAAUAACUGGGAAGGUGGACGGAAGGCCAGAGAACCCCACCGUGCAACUCUGCUCACAUGCUGCCUCUGUCGCCCCAGCAUCUGAAAGGAGUAAAUAAUGGUUUCCUUUGGAGUGGCAGGCAAUUAGGACGGCAGGCUCUGACCAGCAUUACACAGCCACAACUGCCUGUCACUUGACAUCCUCUGUAAUUUGGGCAACCUACUGCAGCUGCCUCUCUUCCCUUUUACUAGUAGGAGUGUCUCCAGUGACAGCACAUUCGUGUUCCCAGGAAGAGAAGGCUGUGUUCUGAACGCUGCCCAGUUGGCUCUGCUUCUCUCUCGGGCCCGGCUGUCUCUGGGGCCACUGCCUCCUCAAGGAGGAUACAGGUUCGCUGAUGGCUCAGUUGGGAGCAGUUGUGGCUGUGGCUACCAGUUUCUUUUGUGCAUCUCUCUUCUCAGCUGUGCACAAGAUAGAAGAGGGACAUAUUGGGGUGUAUUACAGAGGUGGAGCCCUCCUGACUUCUACCAGCGGCCCAGGUUUCCAUCUCAUGCUUCCUUUCAUCACCUCAUAUAAGUCUGUGCAGACCACACUGCAGACAGAUGAGGUGAAGAACGUGCCAUGCGGAACUAGUGGUGGUGUAAUGAUCUACUUUGACCGAAUUGAAGUGGUGAACUUCUUGGUCCCCAAUGCAGUGUAUGACAUAGUGAAGAACUAUACUGCUGACUACGACAAGGCCCUCAUCUUCAACAAGAUCCACCAUGAACUGAACCAGUUCUGCAGUGUGCACACGCUUCAGGAGGUCUACAUUGAGCUCUUUGAUCAGAUUGAUGAAAACCUCAAGCUGGCUCUACAGCAGGACCUGACCUCCAUGGCCCCCGGGCUUGUCAUCCAAGCUGUGCGGGUGACAAAACCCAAUAUUCCUGAGGCGAUCCGCAGAAACUAUGAGUUGAUGGAAAGUGAGAAGACGAAACUUCUCAUUGCAGCCCAGAAACAGAAGGUGGUGGAGAAGGAGGCUGAGACGGAGCGGAAGAAGGCCCUCAUCGAGGCAGAAAAAGUGGCCCAGGUCGCAGAAAUCACCUAUGGGCAGAAGGUGAUGGAGAAGGAGACCGAGAAGAAGAUUUCUGAAAUUGAAGAUGCUGCCUUUCUGGCCCGGGAGAAGGCAAAGGCUGAUGCGGAGUGCUACACUGCCAUGAAGCUCGCCGAAGCCAACAAGCUGAAGCUGACCCCUGAAUAUCUGCAGCUGAUGAAGUACAGAGCCAUUGCUUCCAACAGCAAGAUUUACUUUGGCAAAGACAUCCCGAACAUGUUCGUGGACUCUGCAGGCAGUCUGGGCAAGCAGUUUGAGGGGCUAGCAGACAAGCUGAUUUUGGAUGAUGAGUCCUUGGAUGCAGACCCUGAGGAGAAUUGAAAGUUUUUUGUAUACAGCCUCGGAUGACAUUUAAAAAGAUCUUUAUUUUUUAAAUGAUGAACCAGGAUGCUCCUCCCUCCCACACUACCUGCUUUGACUCUCUUCCACAUUCUGUGGUGAAAAAAGAAGAAAUGGAUUUAAAUCUAUUCCCCUUCCUGGGAAGGGAGGGCAGGGAUUGAUGAUUUGGGGUCUUAUUCAGGUAAGCAGGUUAGAUGAUUUCUGUUAAGAUUGGUGGGUUUGACCUUUGACUUCCAGACACUAAUUUUAGCCCUUUGAAGCUGGCUUAAGUAGGGAUUUGAUCAUUACAGAGUGGGAGGAGAGGGCGUGGCCUUGGGGUGAUUUCCUUUCCCUGAUUUGGGAAAUUGCGGUCCAAUUUUCUCACCCCCGCCUCUAAGGUAGGAGAUGCCUGUGGGUGAGACUCAGCAACUGAGCAACUGUGUACUUGUGAGUCUGCCAGCAGAGCUGGGGAGAACAGCUGCAGAGAACGUUUGGCUUUGCUGGUAUUUUUGUCUGCAUAUGUGAGUUACUUCAGAAGCGCGCUUUGUCGAGUCCUCAUAAGGAAGGACUGGUGCUAGGUUUUGCAAGCUUUUCUACACGCUACCCUCCUUGCCCCAGGGCUCAAAGAGCGGUGGUUUUUGACUACAUUCCUGUGUCAGGGUUUGGGCACCACCACAUAACUCUUAAAACUUUUCACUUGUUCUGUGAUUUGGGGUUUUGGGGGGGGUUUCCCCCCUCUUGAAUCUGUUCGUUGAUUCCACUCAGCAUUAGGAAGAUAGGAACAAAUAACCCAAGUGUCUUACUAGCUGCUGAAGUGAGAUCUUCCAUCUCUCAGACACCGUGAUACCUGCUUGGCAAACUACAUUAUGUUCCUUGAGAUCUAGCAUCUUAUUGUGGAGAUUCUAUGUUGAAGAGCUCCUUUGGGAGCAGAGGAAGGUCACCUGAAAGAUCUCCUAGUCUUAAUGCUCAGAGCUUAUGCUGAUGGUCUGACAGUGAUAAAAAGGGAGCCCACUAAAUAGCACAUUUUUUAAAAAUCUAGGGCACCAACAGCCACACAGGCGUCAGAUUGAAUGCCAAAUCUCCAGAGACAGCUGUGAGGGUACACGUCAAGAGUUCAUGCCCAGGUUCCUGGGUUAGAAGGGCUGCAUCAAAAUCUGUUCCAAUGUUUUAGGUUUUUCUUUUUUCCCAUUUCUAAUUAGGAAAAUUUACGUCACUCUGGGAGGUUUGGGAUGGAGGAGGAGAAACAUGAGAGAAAGGUUUUCUUAUAUCCUGAAAUUGGAGUGACUGGGAUAGUGGUGUCCAGCUUAUGUAGAUUGUGAGUUGUGUACCACAUUGUUGGGUUAUCUCCAUUUAACUUGCAAGCAUAUUGGUAUUCUCCAUGACAAACUGUGGCCUAGGAUUUGGCCUUGCUAUUAGCUGCCCCCCGCCACACACACCAUCACCACCAACAAAAACCUACCACUGUACCCCUUUUCCCUCAGUGAUACUAUGAAUGAUACUUUCUGGCACAGAUCCCCCACCUCAUUUUUGGUCCCAUGCCCAGACUUCUGGUUUAUUGAGUGGCCCCAGAAUUCGGCCCAGCUUGCUCCCAAGUAGCACCAGGACUGUCAAGAGUUUGGGGAGCAUUCAACCUGCUUAAGUAAAAACAAAAUGUUAACUUCUCUUCGUUCAACUGUUGCCCUUCUCUGUUCAAAUAUCUGAGACUUAGAAUUCUCAAACCACUGGUCCUGGUCACACUUAGUGCAAGCAACCAACUGUUCAUAGGAAUGAUGGAUUUUAACAUGCUCAGAAGUGCUUGCAGAAGACAGUCCCCCAAGGCCAACAUAGGGUAUCUAUUAUUAAGAUACACUCCCCCCUCCUCGCGUCUCAAUGCCAUUAAUCACUUGUUAGGAGCAACAUGACACAUGAUGUCCAGCAUCCCCAAUUUACAUAUUUGUUUGCUCCCUCUCCUCUGAGCCUUGUUGCCUAGGCCUCAGAAAAUACUACUUCAAUUGAAUAAAAAGUAAGGAUAUCUCAGCUUCUGUAAAGCACGUUUGCUCAGGUUAUUCACUUGAAAGCCUAAUACUAACAUCCUCUGAUAGCUUGUCCCUUGCACUAGAUACACUUUAACCACAAGAGCCUCAAUAAAAUUAAAUCCUGCUGCCCCUGCCCCCAUCAAUGCUAAUGUUGCUUCCUCUUUGAACAAAAAAUAUGUUGUAGUAUCCCUGAGUUUAAAUUCACUGGUUAUCUGUAUCUGCCUGAAUAGUAAAAUCAUGGAAGUCAGCAGUUUCCUUAGCAUGGGACAACUAACCAGUCUGUGUGACUUUGUGUCUUCAGCACUUACUAGAAAAUCUGAUCUUAAAACAUUUGAAUUCUAAACAUGUAAAAUGUGACAGCCUACACUUUUGUAGGCAAUAAAGUCAUGGCUGCUAUUUGUAAAUGGAACUUCUAUCAAAAUAAGUAACUGUUUAUAAAAUUCAGUUUUUGUAGGAUUUUUUUCAAGGAAAAGUCACCUUGGUUGAAUGUUUCUCAUUAAACUUUACAGAAAUGGUUCAUACUCA
Molecule: messenger RNA, 4255 nt
Organism: Canis lupus familiaris (dog)
Lineage: Eukaryota; Metazoa; Chordata; Mammalia; Carnivora; Canidae
Gene: ERLIN2
Product: ER lipid raft associated 2
Exons: 12
Coding region: 705-1718 (337 amino acids)
Biological process (GO): SREBP signaling pathway
Cellular component (GO): endoplasmic reticulum membrane; endoplasmic reticulum
Molecular function (GO): ubiquitin protein ligase binding; cholesterol binding
Source: RefSeq, a predicted model, not a curated record